Messenger RNA from Camelus dromedarius (Arabian camel), 5083 nucleotides. RefSeq names its product sphingosine-1-phosphate lyase 1 (gene SGPL1). Lineage: Eukaryota; Metazoa; Chordata; Mammalia; Artiodactyla; Camelidae. Gene Ontology annotation, molecular function: sphinganine-1-phosphate aldolase activity; pyridoxal phosphate binding. The transcript has 16 exons. Gene Ontology annotation, cellular component: endoplasmic reticulum. The record is from RefSeq and is a predicted model, not a curated record. Gene Ontology annotation, biological process: sphingolipid catabolic process; carboxylic acid metabolic process. Bases 1078 to 2784 code for a protein of 568 amino acids.
GGUUGCUAGGUUACCUGUCCCACAACUCCAGAACCACUCCCCAGCACCCAUCUCCUCACCCCCACUCAGCUCCUCUUACCCUCCCAGAAGGGGCAGGCAGGGCUCACUGAGGAAUCGCUCACUCUCCCAGCCCCCUCUCUGCCGCCCAUUCAGUGCUUCCAAUGGGGACCAGGGGAUAGAAUGAGAAUCAGGGGCUGGUUUCAGCCAGCGAGCAGCAGGCGGAGGGAGAAAAACUGGCCAAGAAGUUCGGUUGGAUGGGCCCCAGCUCUUUCAGCCAAAUCGGGCUGUCUGCCACCAUGGAGCAGUCUGCCUCCGUGCAUCCUAUUUCUAGGGGUUGCUUGGCAGGGACUGUCUCAUAGAUGGAGAGGAGGAGGCCGCCUACAUGAUCCAAAGCAUCCCUGCAGCCCUGCUCUGCAGGAUAGUUGGAUGGGAGGCCCCUAGGCUUUCAGUUGGGCCAUGAUUUCAGCGGGAUUCUGACACUCCCUACGUGUGUCCCUUGGGUAAGUUGCCUGUACUGCCAGAGACAUGGAACAGUGGUAAGAAUGCUUGGUUCAGAUCAGCUCUCCUUCCUACCGGUGCAGCCUCAGACCACUUGCAUGAUGUCUCUGAGCCUCAGUUCCCAUGUCUCUGGAAUGGAGAUGAUACUUGCAGUUACUUUCACAGGAUUUUUGAGAAUAAGUGACUUAAUGCACUUGAAAGUGUUUAGAAUAGUGCCUGGCACCAAGUAUGAUCUCUUAUGUUAUUACCUUCUCUGAGCCUGUAAAAUAGGCUACCGUCACCUACUUCUGGGGUUGUUCUGAAGGACGAACGAGCUAAUGGAAGUGAAGCACCUAGUCAUAUGCCUGGCGCACAAGAUGCUCAAAAAUGGCAUCAGUGACCUCAGUGGAAGUCUCCAGGAAAGAGACAAGGAGCAAAUCUGAGUCACCCAUUAAAAUACCAAAGGCCUCUCCAGAGACCCAUCUUGAGUCGUUGUUAUGAAUCAGUUUGUACAGUGCUCUGCAGGCUGACUUUUUCAGGGGCUCCAAUUGACCACAAGUGACUAAGGGGAGGCACGGAAAGGACGGCUGGAACAGGAAGAUGCCGAGUACGGACCUUCUGAUGUUGAAGGCCUUUGAGCCCUACUUUGAGAUUUUGGAAGUGUAUUCCACAAAGGCCAAGAAUUAUGUAAAUGGGCAUUGCACCAAGUAUGAGCCCUGGCAGCUGAUUGCGUGGAGUGUCGUGUGGACCCUGCUGAUAGUCUGGGUAUACCAUUUUGUCUUCCAGCCAGAGAGUUUAUGGUCAAGAUUUAAAAAGAGAUGUUUUAAGCUCAUCCGGAAGAUGCCUAUUGUUGGUCGCAAGAUCCAAGACAAGCUGAACAAGACCAAGGAUGAUAUUAGCAAGCACAUGUCAUUCCUGAAAGUGGACAAAGAGUACGUGAAAGCCCUGCCCUCUCAGGGUCUGAGCCCGGCUGCUGUUCUGGAGAAGCUCAAGGAAUACAGCUCUAUGGAUGUCUUUUGGCAAGAAGGGAAAGCCUCCGGAGCAGUGUACAGUGGGGAGAAGGAGCUCACCGAACUCCUUGUGAAGGCUUAUGGAGAUUUUGCCUGGAGUAAUCCACUGCAUCCGGAUAUCUUCCCAGGACUACGUAAAAUAGAGGCAGAGAUUGUGAGGAUAGCAUGUUCCCUCUUCAAUGGGGGACCAGACUCCUGUGGAUGUGUGACCUCUGGGGGGACAGAGAGCAUACUGAUGGCCUGCAAAGCUUAUCGGGAACUGGCCUUCGAGAAUGGGAUCAAAACUCCAGAAAUCAUAGCCCCCCAGAGUGCCCAUGCUGCAUUUGACAAAGCUGCCAAUUAUUUUGGGAUGAAGAUUAUACGGGUUCCACUGAACAAAAUGAUGGAGGUGGAUAUUCGGGCAAUGAGAAGAGCCAUCUCCAGGAACACUGCCAUGCUCGUCUGUUCCACCCCGCAGUUUCCUCAUGGCGUGAUAGAUCCUGUCCCUGAAGUGGCCAAGCUGGCUGUCAAGUACAAAAUACCUCUUCAUGUGGACGCUUGUCUGGGGGGCUUCCUCAUCGUCUUUAUGGAGAAAGCCGGAUACCCGCUGGCGCAGCCGUUUGAUUUCCGGGUGAAAGGUGUGACCAGCAUUUCAGCGGACACUCAUAAGUAUGGCUUCGCCCCCAAAGGCUCUUCAGUGGUGUUAUACAGUGACAAGAAAUACAGGAGCUAUCAGUUCUUCGUUGCCACGGAUUGGCAGGGCGGCAUCUAUGCUUCCCCCACCAUUGCGGGCUCACGGCCUGGCGGCAUUAGUGCAGGCUGUUGGGCCGCCUUGAUGCACUUUGGUGAGAGCGGCUAUGUUGAAGCUACCAGACAGAUCAUCAAAACCACUCGCUUCCUCAAGUCAGAACUGGAAAACAUCAAAGGCGUCUUUGUUUUUGGGAAUCCUCAACUGUCCGUCAUUGCUCUGGGCUCCCGUGAUUUUGACAUCUACCGACUAUUUAACCUGAUGACUGCGAAGGGGUGGAACUUGAACCAGUUGCAGUUCCCACCCAGCAUUCACUUCUGCGUCACACUGGUACACACCCGGAAGCGAGUAGCCAUACAGUUCCUAAAGGACAUCCGGGAAUCCAUCACUCAAAUCAUGAAGAAUCCUAAAGCAAAGACCACAGGAAUGGGCGCGAUCUACGGCAUGGCCCAGGCUACCGUUGACAGGAACCUCGUGGCAGAAUUGUCCUCUGUCUUCUUGGACAGCCUUUUCAGCACAGACACUGUAACUCAGGGUAACCAGAUGAAUGGUUCUCCAAAACCCCGCUGAGCUGGGACCCUCUGUAGCCCCGAGGGGCAUCUGGCCUUUACAAGGCUCUCGGGGUGGGGAACAGGCCACGCGGUUUCAUCUGGUCUUGCUCCACACAGCACAACGGAACAGACCGCGGACAGCUUGAGCCUCAGGAGUAUUGGCAUCCUUCUGUGGUUCUAUAAUGUGAAGACCAGAGGAUUCCCUUACACAAUUAUUUUGCCCUUGUUCUAAAUGUUACCCUGGGAAUUGUUUUAACCAUCUCCUUUUCUAACGUUUCUUGCUCUCAACUUCACUUAAUCACUGUGUGGCAGCUCUGACCUGUCCUGACUCCUUGGGAGGCUGGGUAAGUUUUGAGACAGGAAAAGGUCUGCUUUGCUACCUCAGGCAGACGGCUCCUCCAGCCCCUCCUGGAGCGGUUAGUUGUCUCGCAGCCCCUCCUAGUGCAGCUCCUGUUACCCUCCCAGGACCCAGAGUGCCCAGGCUGUUGUUCCUGCUGUGCAGGGUCGGCAUGGCCAAGCGGAUCUGCUUGGUCCACCGGUCCUCUUCCAUGCUUGCAGUCCCCAUUUCAUACUCUGUUGCCAUCAUCUUUGAAGAUUCUUGUUUGAAAUAAUGCCACUGGUUUGUCCCUGCUUCCAUGGACUGGGUUCAAGAGAACUCCAUUUCCAGAGACUAGGACAUUCUGGCCCUGGUGCUUGCCUCUCUGAAUUGCCAGUGUUCAGAGCACACCUGAACCCUCUCCUGGGCUGGUGAUGGUCAGAACCAGACCCUUUUCUAUACUUUUCUGAGUAUCAGAGUAAGAUGAGCACCCAAAUUCAAAUGUGUGUCACCAGAGUUGGUGGCGGUCCUCCCCUCCCCUGUUGCUCUAAGCCAUCAUGUAGGAGAAUGUUUGCUUGAAGGAACAGCUCAAAGCACCUUCACAAGGUGCCCUGACUUACCUGAGGUAGGUGUGAGGAGGGUGUGAGAGCCCCCAAGGUAAGGAAAAUCUCUCUCCAUUAGUGUGGUCUUCCUGCCUCUUCCCCCUUUAUUCAGCUCCCAAAGGUACUACGGCAGUUAAGCCUCAGGUACUGCACUCCUCGGCCCUGGCUAGGAUGAGAUAAACCUUCUGGAAUAGGAAAACAGGAUGCAAGUGUCAGUUGUGGCCUGGGGUCUGGGAUUCCUUAUUAAGACUAGUUGCUCAGGGUGGUGCGGGGACGGGACCCAACCCUGCACCCACUUUCUCCCUCUUCCCUCUGCAUGGGGCCCAAUGUAGGCUGAGCCACUGUCCUGCUCUCAUGACGACAUACCGUGUGCCUUCCUCCUCUGCAGCCAGCAGUGAUGGGCUAUUCCUGACCCAGGUUCAAGGGGAAAUGGGUCAGUCUUUCAAGGUUUUUAGCUGGGUAGAGGAUAAAUCAGGAGUAAUUGUCCUCGGUUCCACCACCCUCCUCAGGGACUUCUAAAUAUUCAGCUUCUUCAGGCUGGUGUCCUCUAGUCCCCUUCACUGGGAGUGCUGGCCUGGAGAGCCAAGACACCCAGACUGCCCCCAGCUGCUCAGCACAUCUGUCUGAAGUGUUCUUUAGCACUGUACUUCCUCCACGGUAACUGACCCACUGGCCGUGCCAUUGCAAGGCUGGUGCGUUUCAUUCUGUCUUUUGUGGAUUCCAAGGGUGGCUGGAGAAUGCAUGUGUUGGAGGCUGAGCUUCUUCAGACAUGAGAGUCAUAUUCUUCCCAGAUGCCGAGCACCUCCUGAGAGGAGCUGUAGUCAGAGCUGUGCAUGAACGUCCCUGGGUCUCCAGUGCGGUCGUUGUGUUGGAGAAAGCCCAGACCCAGAGUGGCCCAGCAGGCACCACUGUGGUUUGUCAGAGAAGCAGGUGCCCUACAGAGUGUGCUGUUGCUUCCAGUGUCUCCCCAUGACCUUCCUCUGUGCUGUGACAUUGCUGCUAAGGGGCGAUGGUGUUUUUCAAAGGGACCUGCUGUGGCGAGCCACUUUAUGAUCAUGAGCAUUAGUCUGACUUAGUACUUGUGGGCUUUCUAUUCUCUAUGUAUCUGUGCACAUUAGUUAACACCUAGUCAGGCAGAGGUGGGUGGAAUGUCUUAACAUCAUGUUGCUAGCAGAUGUCACAUUGGCCUCUGCAAAAAUCAGACUGUCUAGUUUGUGCAUUAGUAGUCGCAUGAAUAUACUGCCAUGUCACUUUUAAUAUGAUGUUUUAUACUUGGAAAAUGGUACUUGCCUCUUUUAGAUCUUUUCUCUCUUUAACCUCUUCCUUUUCCAUCUCAAUGCUUCCUAAUUGCAGCAAUACUCUCAAGAAGCAAUUAAGUGAUUAAAUGUCUCAAAUCCUAA